Diuraphis noxia (Russian wheat aphid) is the source of this 1568-nucleotide messenger RNA. RefSeq names its product doublesex cognate 73A (gene dsx-c73A). The record is from RefSeq and is a predicted model, not a curated record. NCBI's taxonomy places the organism in Eukaryota, Metazoa, Arthropoda, Insecta, Hemiptera, Aphididae.
AGUCGUCCGGUAACGAUAUCACGUGGAACAAUUGCGCGGGAGUUCCGAUACUUGAGCCGCCGUCAUUAUAGUAUACCUGUUUAUAUUGUAGUCUAUAUUGUAGUGUACACGCGGUUUUUAUUUUUUCUCUUAUGCUUAUCCAAAUCGUUCAUCAAUACGAGUAAAACACAUAUUGUAUUAUAUUAUAAUAAAAUAGAAUUCAAUUUUGUUUUUAAAUCAUCUCUACGACACUAUACACAUAGUAUACGCAUACACAUCAAUAGCAGCCAUCGAUCGGAUCGUUUUUUGAUUUACAUCACACUAAUACGACAUUAUAUUGCUGAAAGUAUCGGGCACUUGGAUCCUACCGACAUAUACACCGCGCACGAGCAAAACCGGAUAACGGAAACGACCGUCGGAUGUCUGUGGAACGGUCGUAAAGCAACGUCGGUGGUUUUGUCGUGAUGAGCGUGCGGGCGCUAUUGCGCGCGAUACUUUUGGCCGCCUUGGUCGCCGCGACAUGUCAAGCUGACGACACAACGAGCGAUUAUUCCGCCGCUGACUCUACAGACCGACCGGAGUCGACUGAAGACGAACAGGAAACUAAUAAAUCAGCAACAGCUAACCAAGGAUUAAAACCAACAAAAUACCAUUAUUAUCCACAUAACCAACACAUAUACCUACUACCUGAGUGUGCAGUUCAACAGGUGUGUAAUGCCGUGUAUGUAAGACUCAACUACACGCAGCCACUAUGCGCCUGUCCGUCCAGGUACAAAGAGCCGUGCUCGGCAUCCUUGAACGCUGAUGACCUACACACUACGGAACUGUCUACGGACCCAACAGGCAAAAUCCUCACGCUGGUCAAGACGUGCGAACCAGUGGCCGAAAUGAGGACGUGCCGUUCGCCGAGGGACUGGUCGCUGUUGGCCCUGCAAAACGUCCGCACCGGCAAGUCACAUUAUCUUGUCAUCUGCAGGUGUCCGCACACCAAUCUGUUAGAGGGCCCGAUGAGUCACGACCAGCCGACGUACGCCAGCGUCCCCGGCAUCAGAGUGUACGGCAUGAUGUGCGUGACCAAGAAUGGUGGCGGAGGCGGUCACCAGACCACGUUGGCGCCACCGGUCCACUCCAGUUCAGCGCCGAUAAACAAGCGACGGGCAAGGCCCCUGAGGACCCCCCGAUCGUUGGACGCCUUCUACAGGAGGUCUCCGGAAAGACAAUCGUCGCCACCAUUCCCUUGGCGCAGAGCCAUGCAGUUUAUCAAAUCCGUGCAAGAAGAAGAAUCGCUGAAAAGUAAACAGUCUUAAACCAUUCGAAGUCGAUACUGAAAACGGUUGAAUAAAAUUAAAAUUCGAUUAGCAAAUGCAUUAUAUUUAUUAUUAUACAAUAUUAAAAUAAUAAAAUGUAAUGAAGUCGCUCAACUUUUUUCUUUUACCUAAAAAUGAUUGAUCAAUUACUUACUUUUUUUUUAAUAGAUAUAAUUAAUAUACAACACACAACAAUAAAAUAAUAUCAAUGUAAUUUUUUUUCUUUUGUAUAACAAGGUGCUUUGUGCGUUUUAAAUGUUCUAUAAUAUUGUACAUAGCACA